Molecule: messenger RNA, 1222 nt
Organism: Maniola jurtina (meadow brown)
Lineage: Eukaryota; Metazoa; Arthropoda; Insecta; Lepidoptera; Nymphalidae
Exons: 2
Coding region: 104-880 (258 amino acids)
Source: RefSeq, a predicted model, not a curated record
UAACGCGUCCACUACACCUCACCAACAAUAGCUCGACAACCUCAUAAGACACAACACCCUUGAAAACACAAAGGGAACCUAGUGCUUAUCUAAAAGUCUGAAAAUGAAGAGUCUUUGCGUGCUCUUCGUCUGUGCUUUGUGGGAGGUGAAUGGAUACCCGUACCCCUAUUAUGGGACGAAUGUGGAUACAAUUUCGUACGGAUCGAGUGACAGCAAUCGCGGUGGAGUUUCCUUGAGCCGUUACUACAAUCCAUACUACAACCCUCGGGCCUACGGAGGAGGAAUGGCUGCCUUCAUGUUCAAGCCUGAAGAGCAGUACCAGCCUCAGACCAGCAAAUACUACGUCCCAGACAGACGCCGUCAAACGCAACCAGAACUAAACUAUCCUCAACAAAACGAGGUCUACUACCCCCAAGUGCCUGAACAAGCCGAACGAUUGCCCGAACAGCCCGUGAUCCCAGAAAACCCUAUAGCUAUACCAGAAAUACCCACAGUUACCGAAGCAACCGAAAUCGCUGAACCUACUGAAAAAUCCGAAGUUGGAACUACUACAUUAAAAUCUGUUAUCACACCAGAGUUAACAGAACCAGAAUCCGAGGAAAUACCAAGGACAGUUUCUAAGAAGCGUGUCUCUAAAAGGAAACAAGUAAAAAGGCCUGUAGAGGAUGUAGAUGACGAUGAAGAACGUGAUGAUUUUCCUGUGAAGAUGCCAACUGGAACAUACUUCCCGAUGUUCUUCGGCUGGGGUGGAAGGUCCAGUAGCGGUACUCCAGGGGGUGCAACUGCGAUUGCUAAUGCUUUCAGCACAGGGCGUGGGGGUGUUGCUACGAGUCACGCCACCGCAUACGGACCACCAAGCCCUGAAAAUAAAAGAUUGUAGUUUAUCAUAGUUUGUAGGUUUGAUAAUAUUAUCUAUUGAUCUAUUACUUAAAAAGCCUAUAUCUGUAGUCACACGCCAUCUAGCGUAAAAGCCUUAAACUAAGCGCGAAUUUUCCAUAUAAGGCAAUAAGGCAUUAGUGCAAAUCCAAACGAUUUUCUUGACGUGUUCAAGUUCAGUUUAGUUGUAAAAGAGGGCGAUACUCAUCGAUCGAUUAAAUAAAAUGAAAAUACAUAUUGUGAAAUAUAAAAUGUAUAGCAAUAGUUGUUUAACAACUUUUUAUAGUCAAUAGAAUUUUAUAAGAAUUUCAUUUUUUGUUACAAACAAUAAAUUGAUUAUUUUUAA